AUGCCUAGACGCUCCCGCAGUAUGAGCCGCCUUCCUUAUUCAUUGGAGAGUGAAGCUGCAUCUCUUCGUGCCGAGAACAGGCGUCUGCGGGAAGACCUCAUCGACGCGCGCCGUAACGAGAUGGCUCUUACCAGUACCAUUGCCAGACUGCAAGGCGACUUGCAGCGUCUGGCAGUCACAACUGACGUGGCCCGCCAGCAAGACUUUCACGUGCAGGCCAUGCAUGCUCAGGUCGCGUACACCGCAAACCACUUCCGGUCUCAGGCUUUGACUGCAGCCAGCCAAAGAGUCGCAGCAAGGCUUUCAUCGAUGGGUCGCCGCCUCGCUGAGAUCGCAAGGAACGUUCGCUCUGGUGACGGGACUAUGUACUACGCGCACAGAGGUGCGGAGCAGGCGCUGUAUGACUUAGCGAGUGAGGUUCAGAGCUUGCAGCGUACGGCAGAUGGGUACAUCGGCCCCAUCUAG
This is a messenger RNA of Trichosporon asahii var. asahii CBS 2479, 465 nucleotides long. RefSeq lists its product as uncharacterized. NCBI's taxonomy places the organism in Eukaryota, Fungi, Basidiomycota, Tremellomycetes, Trichosporonales, Trichosporonaceae. The coding region runs from base 1 to 465 and encodes 154 amino acids. The transcript has 2 exons. The record is from RefSeq and is a predicted model, not a curated record.